Sesamum indicum (sesame) is the source of this 1697-nucleotide messenger RNA. Its product is annotated as PQ-loop repeat family protein / transmembrane family protein. Gene Ontology annotation, cellular component: membrane. The record is from RefSeq and is a predicted model, not a curated record. NCBI's taxonomy places the organism in Eukaryota, Viridiplantae, Streptophyta, Magnoliopsida, Lamiales, Pedaliaceae.
CAAAGACUCGGGCAGCGUUUGGAGUCUGAAUAUCAAGAUUUCUCCACGUCCCUUCCCUUCGCCAAGAAACCUACACUAUAUAGAUAGAUACAUACAACCGUAUAUGUAAACCUACAUGUAAAAACAUCACCGCUUCCUUCUUGUAUGUCUGUCGCUGUUUCAUGCAUUGGGCUGUGCUGUUUCAAUCCCCACCCCUACAAUCCCCACUGAAUUCACUGCCAUUCUUUUGUUGCUGUCACUGGAUAUAGAGAUUCAUCCAAUCCAAAACUUCCUUUUCUUCCACAGAUCUUGAAUCUUUCGCACAUUGAGUUUUUUCAUCUCUGCAAUGGGGUUGGAGAGAAAAUCAAGGGUGUGCCCGGUUGAUCGGCAUUGCGCUGAAUGGGCAAGAAGGUACAUGGGGUAUUGUCUUUGCAGCACAAAAGACGGAUUUUCAUUGUCACUGGGGUUAAUUAGUGUGUUGAGUUGGGGCGUGGCAGAAAUUCCUCAGAUCAUCACCAAUUACAAGAAGAAGUCUGCAGAGGGACUCUCCAUUCUGUUUCUUUGUACAUGGAUAGUUGGAGAUUUUCUCAACCUUUUUGGCUGCAUGCUAGAGCCUGCAACUCUUCCAACGCAAUACUAUAUGGCAAUGCUAUACACAGUAACUACCUUAGUUCUAUCUACACAAGCUGUAUACUAUGGACACAUUUAUCCACGACUGAAGUCAAACAAAAGGCUGCAGGAGGCUGUGCAAGCUGGAGCUCCAGAAUGGAGAAGAGAGCACAAUUAUGGUCUUGAUGCUGGACAAGUCAAUAACAGAGAGAGCUGGGGAUUUUCUCCAAGCUCACCUAUUCCUCUUCCGUUAAGCUCUCCUACUAGUAGUGAAGAAGUAUUCUUUAUGUCAGCAAGAUCUCUUUCAGUUAGUCGUACACCUACUCUAGGAUCUUACCCGGCUCUGAGAACUCCUUCAGAUGUUGAAAGAAAUUGUCCCAGUGAACCUUUGCUAGGUGAAUUUAGGUCAACGCAGUCUGCUCCUCCUCCGAAAAUCAAAACGAUGCUAUGUGUGGUUUCCUUGAUAACAUUAUUACUUGGUAGCUUCAACAACCAACGUGCAGAAAGCCAUAAGAACAUGAUCUUUAAAAGUCCAACAAGAGGCAUUGUGUUGAAAGUGAGCAGACAACUUUUGGAGGCAAAGGCAGCUAAAGGUUCUGUACAAGAAACUUUGGACCCAGAGAGCAGCGGGAUCGGAUCAUUCCUUGGUUGGGGAAUGGCAGUCAUUUAUUUGGGCGGACGUCUUCCCCAAAUUUGCCUAAAUAUUAGAAGAGGAAAUGCAGAGGGGCUUAACCCACUAAUGUUUGUCUUUGCUCUUGUUGGAAAUGCGACCUAUGUGGCAAGCAUCCUUAUCAGUAGCUUACGCUGGUCGAAUAUACGACCCAACCUCCCAUGGCUUGUGGAUGCAGGAGGAUGUGUGAUUCUUGAUACAUUUAUACUCAUGCAGUUUAUUUACUAUGGAUAUCGAUCAAGGAGUGAAGCUGACAAGUAUGUUUCUUGAAGUUUCUGACAUCAUGAGUAGACAUCAAUUUCGGUUGGUGGAUGUCGACACUCGUCAAGAAGCGAGCCACAACGGGCAGAGAUGCUUCUGAUUGCAUGAAGAAUCAGACUUCCUUGAGCUAGAGGCAGCUCCUUCUUCAUCAUUUCUAGAUCUUAUUUACUAAGGAUUU